Ceraceosorus bombacis is the source of this 1468-nucleotide messenger RNA. The record is from the annotation of a GenBank genome assembly. Lineage: Eukaryota; Fungi; Basidiomycota; Exobasidiomycetes; Ceraceosorales; Ceraceosoraceae.
AUGUCUGACAUCUCGUGAGUCGUCCAAAUGCUCACACCACGUGGUGCUUGUAGGUCGGCUAAGCACGCACACAUCGCUCCCCUCUCUCUCUCGACCAUCAAAGCUCGCAGCUUCAUGGCGGUUACGCCCACUCCUUGUCGCGAUCAUGGCAAGGUCAAUCACGCAGGAUCACAAAGUCCAUGUUCAUGUAUCCUCGUCAGUUCCGUGCCAUUCGACACGCUUCUCAGAAAUUCUUGGCAUCACUCACGUCCGUUCUUGUUACCCUCUCCUCUGCGCAGUGUUCAUUUCUGAUGAUCCGGAUGCCGAAGCUCCACUAAAAGGCAUGCCCAACCAGAGGAGGUGGGGCGUGAACAAGCUGCCAGGAUUCUUGGAACCUCUGAUCAAGAAGGGCCUGAGCAGCGUCAUCCUGUUCGGUGUUCCUGAGCGGAAACCCAAAGUGAGUGGGAGCAUAUAAUGACUCCAAGACGUGCUCUGCUCAUCGACUCGUGCCGCCCUCUUGAAUGCACCUUCAAGGAUGAGAUCGGGACUCUUGCGGACGAUCCAGAGGGGCCCGUCAUCAGCGCCGUCAAGACGCUCCGUGAAAAGUUCCCAGAUCUCUACGUGGCCUGCGACGUUUGCCUGUGCGAAUACACUUCUCACGGACACUGCGGUAUCCUGCACGCCGACGGAUUGAUCAACAAUGGACCGAGCGUGAAGAGGCUAGCAGAUGUCGCUCUAGCUUACGCAAAAGCUGGUGCGCACUGCGUCGCCCCGUCGGACAUGAUGGAUGGACGCGUAGGAGCCAUCAAGAGGGCGCUCAUCGAUAACGGUCUGGUGGGAAAGACGAGCUUGAUGAGCUACAGCGCUAAAUUCGCGAGCUCUCUCUACGGCCCGUUCAGGUGAGUAACUGCUUCCUUGUGGGCUCGACGCUCACAAAUGCACGGAACUGAAGCUCGAGAUUACUGCCUGCGCUCUCAGAGAUGCCGUUGCGUCUGCUCCAGCGUUUGGUGACAGAAGGUGUUACCAGCUGCCUCAGAAUGCACGAGGCUUGGCACGCCGAGCAAUUGUGCGCGAUGUUGGCGAGGGUGCAGACAUCAUCAUGGUCAAGCCUGGCAGCAUCUAUCUAGACAUUGUGAGUCUCGCGCCCACACCUCGCGCCAUGGUCUCGUUCCGCGUCCUCUGACGCACAGCUCGCCGCUCCUCGCACAGCUCGCCGAGGCGCGACAAUUGGCACCGGACCAUCCUCUGGCUGUCUACCACGUAAGUCGAUACGUCUGAGUUGGGACAAAGCGGAAUCUGUGCUCAUUGCGCCAGGAACAUCUCUGUGCAGGUGUCGGGAGAGUACGCAGCGCUACACGCAGCAGCCGCAGCUGGAGUUUACGACCUCAGAGCGCAGGUGCUAGAGCUGAGCGAAGCUUUCGUCAGAGCUGGCGCCACUAUCAUCCUCAGCUAUUUCAGUCCGGAGUUGAUGGAUUGGCUGGAUGCAUAA